Pygocentrus nattereri (red-bellied piranha) is the source of this 2013-nucleotide messenger RNA. Its product is annotated as gastricsin-like. Gene Ontology annotation, biological process: proteolysis. NCBI's taxonomy places the organism in Eukaryota, Metazoa, Chordata, Actinopteri, Characiformes, Serrasalmidae. The transcript is spliced from 9 exons. The record is from RefSeq and is a predicted model, not a curated record. Bases 45 to 1172 code for a protein of 375 amino acids. Gene Ontology annotation, molecular function: aspartic-type endopeptidase activity.
GUGGUCCGAGUCUGUGUAUGAGGAGAGAGGUGUGAGGAGGCAUCAUGAGGUGUGUGAUAUUCGGGCUGCUCUGUCUGGCUCUCACAGAGGGACUCGUCAGAGUUCCUCUGGUGAAAAAGAAGACCAUAAUGGAGGAGAGGGGGCUCCUCAAGGAAAUCAUGAAACACUCACAGUAUAGUUCAGAGCAAGGUUACACAGAGGACCUCACCAACCAGGACGACAUGGGCUAUUAUGGGAAGAUCGGUAUAGGAAACCCUCCGCAAUACUUUUAUGUCCAUUUCGACACUGGCUCCAGCACUCUCUGGGUCAACUCCAUCUACUGCAAAAGCAGUGCCUGCACCUAUCAUCCUCUCUUCAACCCAAGCAAGUCCUCCACAUACCACACCAAUAACCAACCAUUUUCAAUCAAGUAUGGAACAGGCAGCGUUGUUGGUAUCAUUGGCUAUGACACUGUUACAAUGGGUGAGCUGAAUGUCACAGACCAGAAGAUCGGAUUAAGCACAUCAGAGCCAGGUAAUCACUUUGCAAGGCCACUGCAUGAUGGACUCAUGGGACUGGCCUUCAAGCCUGACGAGGGAACCAUUGUGGACACCAUGAUCCAUGAUGGUCUUAUUGAGGAGCCAGUAUUUGCUUUCUACCUGAGCAGUGACUCUGAGAAUGGCAGUGAGGUUGUGUUUGGUGGAACUGAUCCCUCUCAAUACCAGGGCCAAAUCAACUGGGUUCCUGUACAGCAGGACAGCCACUGGCAACUAGUCUUCGAUGGAUUUGAGGUGAAUCAUCAGGCUACAGGCUGGUGUGAGUCUGGCUGUACUGCCAUUACAGACACAGGGACCUCUCUUCUGUUGUGUCCUCCCCAAUAUGUGGACACUCUCCAUCAAAUGCUGGGAGCCCAACAGGACCAGAAUGGCAAUUACGUGUUUGACUGCAGUGAAGUGAGCAGCCUUCCCCCACUUACGUUUGUCAUGAACGGAGCUCACCUACACCUGCCGGCCUCUGCAUAUGUGCUUCAGGAAGAAGAUUCCAAUGGUUACUGCAGUAGUGGCAUUAGAAAUUCCCAUGAAGAGUACAGAAAUGGUCUUCCCUACUGGAUCCUCGGUGAUGUGUUCCUGAGACAGUUCUACUCUGUGUUUGACCAAGGCAAUGCUCGAGUGGGAUUCGCUACCUUGGCAUAAUGUUACACAUCUAACUACAAGAUUGCAAUUGCAAGUCCAUUAAAGGCACCAAAUCAAAAUAAGGUAUAUUGCCUUAAAACUGGUGUAUUAAAAAAUUUGAAAAAUAAAACAACACUGUUUUAUGGCAAAACUCCCACCUUGUGGCCUCACAUGGCCUAUAUACAGGGAGAUUCACUCGAAAGAGGCCCUGAAUAUUCUGUAAUAACUCACAUGUAAUAACAACAUGCAAUGUGCUCCUCAGUAUAUGGAACAAGCUGGGAUGGCCCUGCAUCAGAGCGAUGAGGUAGACAGCCAUCACAACACAUAACCUCCGUUUGCAACUUCUCGGUGUAUACCCCUGUAGCCCUUCAUGUGUCUGGCAGAAAAUGGGGCUCACUUCCAGCAUUGCAUGUACUGCAAUUGAUUACACAUAUGUCGAGAUAUGUAGCAUAAUUGUUUGGUCCAGAUUGCUUCAUCCUAAUGGGAGUUACAAAAGAAUAUUCAGGGCCUCUUUCUAGUGAAUCUCCCUGUACAUCUACAAUGCAGACAUUGUGGAGACCUUGUGAUCAACAUAUAGAUGCACCAUGUUUGAGGAACAAUGACUUGAAGAUCAGAAAACUAGAACAGUCCUACAUUACACUAUUAUUUGAUUAACUAUAAGUUAUCAUUUAUUAUGUUACAUUCACACUGAGACCAAAAUAAUAUCAAUGAACACAAAUGAAAAUAAAACAAAACAAAGAAAAUGCCCAAUUUCCACAUUAGAGUCAAGUCUGUGGGAAGCUCUCCCAUUAGUCAAAUACUAUCCCUUUUGUCACUGUUGGAUGAUAUCUGAUGAUCUACAUAAUUAAAUUUAUUCUUCGGA